Messenger RNA from Felis catus (domestic cat), 7340 nucleotides. RefSeq names its product NEDD4 binding protein 1 (gene N4BP1). Gene Ontology annotation, cellular component: nucleus; PML body. Gene Ontology annotation, biological process: negative regulation of protein ubiquitination; negative regulation of proteasomal ubiquitin-dependent protein catabolic process. The transcript is spliced from 7 exons. Lineage: Eukaryota; Metazoa; Chordata; Mammalia; Carnivora; Felidae. The record is from RefSeq and is a predicted model, not a curated record. The coding region runs from base 258 to 2948 and encodes 896 amino acids.
GCGCAUGCGCGGCAGCGGGGCCCGGCCCGCGGCGGCGGUGGCGAAGGGGCGGCGGGGUUCACUACCCGCAGUAGCCAAGCUGCGGCGGCUGUGUCGGUAUGGUGUAGCUGGGCCUGCGGGCAGGCGGCGGGCCGCGGGCGGGGGCGAGGCGGCCGCAAGGGCCGACGCCGCCUGACUGGCUCGGGUGUAGCGGCAGCACGCUGAGGGGGCGUCGCCGCCGCCGGCCCCCGGCGCCGCCGCGGGAGGCCGCGCCCGCCAUGGCGGCCCGGGCGGUGCUGGACGAAUUCACGGCGCCCGCGGAGAAGGCGGCGCUGCUGGAGCGGAGCCGCGGCCGCAUCGAGGGCCUGUUCGGCGUGAGCCUGGCGGUGCUCGGCGCGCUCGGGGCCGAAGAACCGCUGCCCGCGCGCAUCUGGCUGCAGCUCCGCGGGGCGCAGGAGGCGGUGCACAGCGCCAAGGAAUAUAUUAAAGGAAUCUGUGAACCUGAACUAGAAGAAAGAGAAUGUUAUCCCAAGGCCAUGCACUGUAUUUUUGUUGGGGCACAGAGCCUGUUUCUGAAGAGCUUGAUUCAGGACACAUGUGCUGAUCUCUGCAUUCUGGACAUUGGUCUUCUUGGCAUCAGAGGAAGUGCUGAAGCUGUGGUCAUGGCUAGGAGUCACAUUCAGCAGUUCGUAAAGCUCUUUGAGAAUAAUGAGAACCUACCCAACAGUCAGAAAGAAUCCGAGGUAAAAAGGGAAUUUAAACAAUUUGUUGAAGCUCGUGCAGACAAUUAUACAAUGGACUUGUUAAUUUUGCCCACUUCCUUGAAAAAAGAGCUUUUGACACUUACACAAGGUGAGGAGAAUUUAUUUGAAACAGGAAAUGAUGAUGUUACUGAAAUUGGAGAUUCUAAACGAACAGAGUUUACACAGAAUGCUGCCACAGGGCUGAAUAUUUCCAGAGAUGAAAUUGUUUUGCAGGAAGAUGCAAGAAAUAAAGCUGGCACUCCUGUUUCUGAGCUUACAAAACAAAUGGACACAAUCUUUUCUAGUUCACAAGAUGUACUUUUUGUUCCAAUAAAUGGUCUAACCCCAGAUGAAGAGGCACUUUCCAAAGACAGAAUUUGUCAUAAAAGGAGAUUUUCUGAUUCUGAAGAAAGGCAUACGAAGAAACAGUUUUCUUUGGAAAAUGUUCAAGAGGGGGAGCUUUUACAUGAUGGUAAGACAUUAGCUGGAAAUGUAAUCAUUGACCUAUCUGAUUCUUCGGCAGAUCCUGAAAAUUUAAGUCCAGAUGUAAAGGACACCACUGAGGAAAUGGAAUACAAUAUCCUUGUGAACUUUUUUAAAACCAUGGGCUAUUCCCAAGAAAUUGUUGAAAAGGUCAUUAGGGAGUAUGGGCCAUCUACUGAACCAUUAUUGCUCUUAGAAGAAAUUGAAAAAGAAAAUAAGAGAUUCCAAGAAGACCGAGAAUCUUCACCUGGUACUAUGUGUCCGGAGACCAACAGAACCAAAAAUAAAGGUGUUUGUAGCAGCAUAAAUGAGCUUACAACAGAUUCUACUCCAAAGAAAAUACAAACUCACACACAGCAAAAUAUGGUAGAAAAAUUUUCUCAGUUACCAUUCAAAGAAUCAAAACCAUGUACCUCAAAUUGCAAAAUUAACGCUUUCAAAACAGUGCCGAUAGAACAGAAACAAGAAAUCUGGAGUUCAAACCAGAAUUAUAUGUGUAACAUGGACCUUGAAACUGAUGGCCUUUCACCUUCUGUUGUCCCUUCAAGUCCCAAAGAAGUUGUCAGUUUUGUUUCCAGAGGCGCUUCAAGUCACCAGCCCAGAAUUCCAGUUUUUCCUGAAAAUGGUUUGCAGCAGCAAGCAGAGCCCUUGCUUCCAAGUAAUGUGAAGUCUGCCUGUGAAAACCGUUCCGGGUGUUGUAGCUCUCCACAGUCUAAGUCAAAUUGUCCACCCCUUUCUCCACCAAUGCCACUGCCCCAGCUCCUACCUUCAGUUACUGAUGCAAGGUUGGCGGGACCGUCUGAUCAUAUUGAUUCCUCAGUUACGGGCGUUCAAAGGUUUCGAGAUACUCUGAAAAUACCCUACAAGCUCGAAUUAAAAAAUGAGCCAGGGAGAACGGAUUUGAAGCACAUUGUUAUAGACGGGAGCAAUGUCGCAAUUACCCACGGUCUGAAAAAGUUCUUUUCUUGUCGUGGAAUUGCAAUUGCGGUUGAAUAUUUUUGGAAGCUUGGCAACAGAAACAUCACUGUAUUUGUCCCACAGUGGAGAACAAGACGUGAUCCUAAUGUCACAGAACAGCACUUCUUAACCCAGCUCCAGGAGCUUGGAAUAUUAUCUUUAACUCCUGCCCGGAUGGUCUUUGGAGAAAGAAUUGCUUCUCAUGAUGACAGGUUUCUACUACACUUAGCGGACAAAACUGGUGGCAUAAUUGUAACAAAUGAUAACUUCAGAGAAUUUGUGACUGAGUCAGUCUCUUGGAGAGAAAUUAUUACAAAAAGAUUGCUUCAGUAUACCUUUGUCGGGGAUAUAUUUAUGGUUCCUGAUGACCCUCUGGGAAGAAGCGGACCUCGAUUAGAAGACUUUCUUAGGAAAGAAGUCUUCCUUAGAGAUAUGCAGCCCCUGCUCAAUGCCUUGCCAAAUGUGGGCAUAUUUGACGCCAGCUUCAGAGUCCCUGGGGCCCAGGCAGCCAGCACCAGCCACCAGCCUCCAGCCCGGAUUCAGGGUGCCCCACCUAGCCACUGGCUCCCUCAGCAGCCCCGCUUCCCAGUUCUGUCGAACCUUCCCAGUAUGCAGCAGAACGUGCCCAUGCCAGCACAGAGGUCUCCUGCAGAAACCAGCGAGCUGAGGGAAGCCCUUCUGAAGAUCUUCCCUGACUCCGAGCAGAGACUGAAAAUCGACCAGAUAUUGGUGGCCCACCCAUACAUGAAAGACCUGAACGCACUGUCUGCCAUGGUGUUGGACUGAAGGCCACACUCGAGCUAGUGUCUGCAAGUGGCAGCAGGAAGCGACAUAAUGUGAAGAGACCGAUUUCCCAGUGGAAAUGCUAUUGUAGUAUAUAGAAAAGAAAACAGAUGUUUUGUGUAUAAAAAAAUCUGGGUUUUCAAAACCAGCUUUUUCUAUAUAUAAAUUAUGCUGCUAUUACAGAUUUAACAUUUUCUGUAAAAGGAAAGUACAUUUUCUGCCUGUUCAGAACUGUUUAAUAGCAGUUACUCUUGAGUGUAUUUACAUUUUUAUGUUUUUUAAACUAUUUUCCUUAAAGCUGAAAAUAUUGACAAAUGGAUAUGAGUAGCCUUUCUAAAUAAAAAAAAAAAAAAAGAGUUGCUUUCUUAGGGAAAGCAAGACCUCUUAAAGUAUAUUUUCUUGAGAUGACUAUGUAACGUCCACUAACAUGAAGUGUGCUCAUCCCUCCCGGUCUCCUCUGCCCUCACCCCUGGAAUUAGAGUCGUAGGAGUUGGGUUUGCUCCUGUGGGUCUUUUGUUGGAGCCAUUUGUGAGAGUGGGCAGGUGGUGCCACUAGAUGGCACCUGUGCCUAGCCAUUGUUAAUGACCAGGGCACAGUUAGACUCCCAGAAUGUCAGGGCAAGAAGAAACUUCAGAACUCAUGUAAUCCCACCCUACUUCCCCUCCCACCCUGAAGAAGAGGGAACUGAGGCUCAGUGUGCUCAUGUCUGCACAUGCCCAGGUCCACAGCCGUAGAGCAGCUGGGCAGGGACCAGACUCCUUGUCCAGUGCUCUGACAUGCUCACCACGCUGAGGCCUCGCUAUACCUGACCUGACUCUAGAAGUCAUGUCUUAGCCUCUGAAAAUAAUAGUGGGAUGUGAAGAAAUUUAACAAAGAGCCCCAUCGUUACAGUAAUUUUGUGUCCACAUCAUGGGAGAUACAACCCAUGUAAAGUUUAUACAGCUUUGCCAAAAGUGGUUUUCUAUUCUCAAGAAUGACCCUAAGCCAAUAAAUAGCAUUAGUAGCUGCCAUGAGGGCUCAGAGUCCCUUAUUUAUUUUUCCUGUGUUUGUCUUUUUCGUGUUCUUCUAAGCUGCCCUUCCUGUGAGUGAGUCUAUCUCAGAAUUGGUAUCUUAGUAUUGUGUUUUCAGUGUUGUUCAAAUUCUGUGUCAGUGAAGUUCUUUUCCUGGAUAAUUAUUCUUAACAUCUUUACUGUUCUCUGGACUUUCAAAGGGCUUUGUAUUUUAUACCUGUUCUCUUCCCAGGCUGCUCACGGUCAGUUUUUUAUCUGCCCUGUGGGUCACGUCUCUCCCAGCCCCCAGAAACAGCUGCUGAGGACUCAGUGCUGGUUUGGUUUUCAUAGUGAAGGGACUUUUUUGGCCAUGAGCAGAGCUGGUGACUCCCCAGGAGGCUCCCUCCAGGUGUGUUUGACCUCUGUAUCCCUCCAGGGAUGAAUCCAGAGUCCUCCAGGUGGCUGGACUUACACUUCAUUCAUGUUUUCUCCCCGAUGCCUUUAAGAUGCUUCCUGACGAGGAACUGGUUGUCCACUGCCUUUUGGGGGCAGGUUGCCAGAGUCACCCACCCAGUUGUGGAUGGAGACUUGAGGUGGCCAGGAAGUGACUCAGUCACAGCCCUUGUGCCUCAUCUUCAGAACUGGUGGUUUGUAAAAGUGUGGCAGACGUGUGAGGGCUAGGGCUGUCUCGUAGUUACUCUGACCUUCUGGGUUGAGGUUUGGUCUGACAGUGUUGCCAAUCCAAUAUUUCUCUAAUGUUCAGAAAAGGACCCGGGGGUAAGCCUUGAUGGCUGAGGCUUAGCCACAGAGGUCUUCCUGAAAGGGGACUAAGCCUCCACUGAUGCCGGGUGGGGCUGGCUAGGCUUGGGGUUCCAGAGUUUCCUAGGCUCUAGACGUGACUUGACCUUUGAGCUUUGUAUCAUGUAAGCCUCUGUAUUCUCAGUAUUGUUUCUGAGGGCUCUACCUGCCCCUUUCCUCUUUCUGGGCGUGGGAAGGAAGGAUGCAGGAGACUAAGUGGGUUAAUUACUUCCUUUGAUAAAUUACAACAUCAAACAUAAGUCACAGUUCUUUCUGAAAAUCAUCAGCCUUAGUUAAAUUUAGUAUUUAAAAACUCAAUUUUCAGACCAUUAAAAAAAGUCCUUCAGCCUUCUCUUAAUAUUAAGCUCAGUGUUGAUGCUACUCAAAUGUUUCUUGAUGGUCUGCCCCCAGCAGUGGAUUUUUGAGCCACCUUGGCAGUGUCAGCAAUGCAUCAUCAUUUUGUAACUCCUCAGGGGGUUACAGAGUGUGGUGCCUCUGCGUCCUGUAUUUCCCGGCAUUCCCAUGAAGGAGGUGGCCUGGCAAGGAUGCACCUUAUUUGGUACACUGGCAUCUGGUGCUCAGAGAGGUUGUCCGGGGUCAGAGGAUAAGUAGAUGGUGAUGCGGGAUGAUUCCCAGGCCUGCAUUCUUCCCAGGCCCCGGCUCCCCGCUCUGGGAGAAGAAAGCCUUGUUUGACCUUUCUGUCAAGUACCCUGUGUUUGAGACCCAGUAGGCUGCUGGCUAGAAAACAGUGGGAAGGCGUCUCCGCCAUCCCGGAUGACAGGUCAGCUUUGUCUGGCAGACUCAGCUAUGGUGUGGAGGUGUUGCUGGGGACUCAGGCCUGUUGCAGCUUUUGGUCUCUGAGAGGAGGGAUGGGGUCUUGCUUAGGUUUGUCGUGGCACAUGUAGAGUAUGAGUCACAGAGAAAGCUGUGCUCUCUGUGAUUGCUCCUAGCACCCUCCCCCACCACAGGAGAUGCCCCAGGCACAGGGCCCCCUGAAUUUGGGCCUUGGCACCAUUCUCCCUCAGCUUCCAGCUGUCCACCAGCACUCCCAGGUCCUCCCCUGUCCUUCCUUCCCAUGUCCCUCUCCUCUCCUCACUGUGGUCUGUUUGGUCAGUCACUGACUCCUGCCAUUUGUUUCUUCAUUAUCUACCUCCCCAUCAUUCUCCAUUAUUACAGCUUGGCUCCUGUAGUAAAAUCACCCGAUUUCCCCUAAGAAUCCUCUCCAUGCAUUGCUGCUCUCCCUCACCUUCCCACUCUUCACUUCCUUAUUUGCAAACUUGACCUUCAUCCCACCCACUGCCUGAAAUAGUCUAGGAGAAGUCAUCAGGGACCAGUAAUUGCCGAAUUAGAGGCCUUUUCUCAAUACUUAAUCUUCGUGUCCACCCUCAGUGACCAGAAUACUUGACAUUGUGGCCCUUACUUUCCUCCUUUUCUGAGAUUUCCCUCCCAAAUGUUCCUCAUUCUUUUCUAUUCUUUUACCUAAAGGCCAGUCCUCGAGACCCUUUUCUUUCUUGACAGGUAGUCAAACUUCAGACCAGCCAUGGACUUGUGAUGGGGAGGGCGGCUCUUGCUAAAAAUGCGGAUUACUAGGCACAACCCCCAGGGCUCUUUAUUCAGUGGCCCUGGAGUAAAGCCCAGAAAUUGGAGACAUCAGCAAGCUCCUUGGGUGUUUCCCACACAGGCUGUCCAGGGACCACAUUGUGAGAAACUGUACUCACCCUUAAUGGUCAUUAACUCUAGCUUCCUUCCGCCCUCCCUAACUUCCCUGCCUCCACAUGUCCCCUCUGGGCAGUGACUUCCAGUCCCACCUCUAGGCCUGCCAUUCAGAAAUGCGUUUUUAGCAUGACUGGAAACCCUGUGACAUCCUCAGACUCACUCCCCAGACCCUCAGCCUGCUUCUGUUCCUUGCUGUCCCUUCCCACCCCACCCUGCCACAGCGUUCCCUCAUCCACCUUGUCCUUGUCCUGCCAGUGCCCACCAGUCAUUCUCUCAUGCUCUCAGGCAGCCCCUGAUCAGUCAGCCCACCCCACCCUCCCAGACGCCAGCGUGCUCCCAGAUUUAUCUUCCAGAAAUGCAUUGCUGGUCACAAACCAUCCUAUUCAGUGAUCUUCAGUGCCUCUUCGCCAGAGCACCAAGCUCAGCCCUCCCUGAGCGUAGUAUCCGUGCUGUCCUCAUGGCCACGUGUGACUGCCCACUUUGAAUAGCCCUUCCCCAGAUGCUCACUGCAGCCCACACACGUUUCCUCAGUUCCCUGUGGGCUCCUGCCUCUGUGUGCACCUCUUUUUCGCUGCUAGAGAUGCCCUUUCUCCCAAAUGGCUUCCCCCUCAAUGACCCAGUCUCCUGCCUUCUCUUUGUGCCCUUGCCUGUGCUUCUGGCCAGAAACAACCCUGUGGCACUCUGUGACCCACAGCGCUUGUGUCUCGCUUUUGGCACCUGCCGCACUGGCCGGUAUCAUUGCAGCUGAUUGUGUACUGUGUCUCACCUCCCUUUCUAGACUGUGAGCUCCUCGCGGGCAGGGACCGUCUGUGUUCACUCUUUGUAUUUCCCAUGGCACCUAGCACAGUGCCUUGCACUUAAUAGGUGCUCAAUAAACGUCUGCUCAACUGAA